Messenger RNA from Epinephelus fuscoguttatus (brown-marbled grouper), 5730 nucleotides. Its product is annotated as zinc finger protein 260-like. The record is from RefSeq and is a predicted model, not a curated record. Lineage: Eukaryota; Metazoa; Chordata; Actinopteri; Perciformes; Serranidae. Bases 417 to 2885 code for a protein of 822 amino acids. Gene Ontology annotation, molecular function: DNA-binding transcription factor activity, RNA polymerase II-specific; RNA polymerase II cis-regulatory region sequence-specific DNA binding. The transcript has 3 exons. Gene Ontology annotation, biological process: regulation of transcription by RNA polymerase II.
ACUAGCUAACAGUAAGGUGUGGAAUAUAGAUAAAAGCUAACUAGCUUAAGUGCAAAAAAAAAAAAACCUAACUAGCUAAAGUGCAAAAUAUAAAAACUAGCUAACGGUUGGGUGCAAAAUAUAAGAAAUAGCUACAGUAGGGUUCAAAAUGUAUGAAAUGGCUAACACAAAAAAUGUAUAUAUCUAUUUAUUUAUUUAUAUUGUGUCUUAUUCAUUAUUUAUUGUUUGCUAGUUUUGUUGUCAUGUCAUUACAAUUCCCAUACAGUAGGUGGCACUAUGUACCUUUAACGUUGGUUUAUAGCCCGCCGGGAAAACCAUAGAAGAAGAAACAAUGUACACAAGCUCAGUCAGAGUGAGCGUUAGAUGUGUAGAAGUAACUGGGAGACGGUGUUGUGGUUGUAUGGAUAAUUUUGACCAUGUCUUCAGAGUAUCUGAGAGAGUUUGUUAAUGAGAGACUAACUGCUGCUGCUCAAGAAAUACUCGGAGUUUUUAAAUCAACUAUCGUCAAGUAUGAAGAAGAGCUCGACCGUCAGAGGAGGCUGUUGGCUGUCGUUUUGAAACCUCGAAUAAGGCUACACAGGAUAGAGCUCCCACAGCAACAUGUGUGUAAGGAGGAGGAGGUUCUCUCUGAGCAGCAGCUCUGUAUUGAGGAGAGGAACUCCAGUGUGGAGCAAGAGGAGCCAGAGCCUCCACAGAUUAAAGAGGAAGAGGAGGAACUCUGCACCAGUCAGGAGGGAGAGCAGUUUGUGCUGAAGCAGGAGACUGAUGCCUCCAUGUUGACUCCUACUCAUGAGGAAAGAGACCACAGUGAAGAUCAAACUCUGAACUUCAGUCCUGAUGACACUUUUACAGCAGAGAAGGAGUUUGAGGUCAACACACCAGUUAUAAGCUCUGUGAUAUUAGAAGAACACAAUUACCACCAGCUCCUCUCUCACAACUUUCAUGAACUUCCAGAGAUUCACCGUAAUACUCAAACAGAGCUCCCACAGCAACAUGUGUGUAAGGAGGAGGAGGUUCUCUCUGAGCAGCAGCUCUGUAUUGAGGAGAGGAACUCCAGUGUGGAGCAAGAGGAGCCAGAGCCUCCACAGAUUAAAGAGGAAGAGGAGGAACUCUGCACCAGUCAGGAGGGAGAGCAGCUUGUACUGAAGCAGGAGACUGAUGCCUCCAUGUUGACUCCUACUCAUGAGGAAAGAGAGCACAGUGAAGAUCAGACUCUGAACUUCAGUCCUGAUGACACUUCAGGUGCAGCAGAGGAGGAGUUUGAGGUCAGCACACCAGUUAUUAGCCCCGUGGUAUCAGAAGAGCACACUUACCACCAGCUCCUCUCUCACAACUCUCCUGAAGCUGAGAGUCAAGAUCAGAGAGGAGACAAACAUGGAGACUGUGGAUCAACUAGCAACGCAGAACCAAAACCAAAGAAAAUAAAUCACAAAAGCAAAAGUCACAAUCAAACUGUAAAAGACUCAAACGUGUCAAAGAUACCCUGUAUUACUCAAACCAGUAAGUUAAUUUUCCAAUGUGACACUUGUUGGAAAAUCUUUAAGUCUAAGCAAGCUUUGCAGAGACACCAGAUGAUACACACAGGCGAGAAGCCGUACCUUUGCAACACCUGUGGGAAAAGAUUCAGUCGGUCAUACGAUUUAAGUUCUCAUUUAAGAACCCACACGGGUGAGAAGCCAUAUUCUUGCAAAGUAUGUGGAAAAGAUUUCAGACGUAGUAGUGGCCUGACAGAACACAUGAGAAAGCACCACGAUGCAAAGCCAAAACCUGAUGACACAAAUAAGGAGUCUGUAGUGAACAUGCCAGUUAUAAGCUCUGUGGUAUCAGAGGCUGACAGUGACCACCAGCUCCUCUCUCACAACUCUCCUGAAGCUGAGAGCCAAGAUCAGAGAGGAGACAAACAUGGAGACUCGGGGUCGACUAGAAAUGCAGAACCAAAGCCAGAGAGAGCGCAUCAGGAAAGCAGAAGUCAAAGCAACAGUGAUAUUAACUCCAAUAUGUCAGAGAUUCCCGAUGAUGCAAACCCAUUUGAGACGGUUUUCCAAUGUGACAUUUGUGGAAAAACUUUCAAUUUCAAGUCUCAAUUGAAAACGCACCGGAGGAGCCACACAGGUGAGAAGCCGUAUUGUUGCAACACAUGUGGAAGAACCUUCGCAUAUAUGUGUCACCUGAAUGUGCACAUGAGAAGACACACAGGCGAGAAGCCGUUUCCUUGCAAAACAUGUGGAAGAACCUUCGGAUAUAAAGGUCACCUGAAUGUGCACAUGAGAAGACACACAGGCGAGAAGCCAUAUACAUGCAGAGUGUGUGGGAGAGCUUUCAGACACAGCGAUGGCUUGACGGCCCACAUGAGAAGAGCCCACACCGGUGAGAAGCCGUACCUUUGCAACACCUGUGGGAAAAGAUUCUGUCAGGCAACAGAACUGAAAGCUCAUACAAACAUCCACACUGAUGAGAAGCCAUUUUCUUGCAAAACAUGCGGAAAAGGUUUCGGGCGUAACUUUGACUUGAUGGUCCACAUGAGAACACACACGGGCGAGAGGCCGUACUCUUGCACAACAUGUGGAAAGGGUUUCAUCCGUAAAAAUGAGUUGAUGUACCACAUGAGAAUACACACAGGUGAGAAGCCGUACGUCUGCAGAACGUGUGGGAAAGAUUUCGGGCGUAGUGGCGCCUUGUUGUCCCACAUUAAAAUUCACACAGGUGAGAAGCCGUUCACUUGUGAAGUGUGUGGAAAAGAUUUCAGGCGUAAAAGUGACGUGACGGUCCACAUGAGAAUACACAAGAGGCCGAGUGUGAAGCCGUACCUCUGCAAGAUCUGCGGGACAAGAUGCUUUAACGUGUCCGAGUUGGCAAAGCAUGUAACAUCGCAUGCAACCAAGUAGUCUUGAAUAUCAUCCAAAAUAUGUGGGAGGCGGUUCAGUUUGUGCCCUGUGAUAGUCCAGUGACCUGUCCAGGGUGUACCCCGCCUCUCGUCCAGUGUCAGCUGGGAUACUCUCCAUCCUCCUGUGACUCCCAGCAGGAGAAGUGGUUAAAGGCUUGUACAAAAACUCACAGAAGUGAACAGCCAGAAAAGUUUGACUCAAAUCAUGUUCUUGAAAAACACCCAACAUACACAAGAGAAACCACUGGGCGAAAACUCUCCUGACGACAUAUUCACCAACUGAAUAAAAUAAACCUUUGCAACAGCUCUACUUCUGAAAGUGAAUGUAUAUUUUAAUUUCCUUUUGGAAGAGGUCACAAUAUAUUGAAAGAAGUAAAUUAACUCGUCAUAACAAACUCAUCUUUUUCCCUUUGUAUUAUUGUUAGCAUUACUGUAAAACUUCAGUUUAUAGCCCGGGUUAUUAUUUGCUUAAAUCGCUGACCUCAGCAGGCCUAUAUUUGGGACAGGCCUUUAACUCCUGUCACACAAAACUGUUGCUCAUCAAAGAUGGGAUACACAGUAUGAAUAUUAAUUGUAUAAAUUUUUGGCUUUGAAGAACGUAUCAGUUAACAACAUGUAGCAUCUCCAUAUUGACAAAAGUUCAAACAUUUAUAUUUGUAUGUGCAGUCGAAGCACCUAACUAACGUUAGCUCAAGUGGGUAUCCAACCACCUGCUUUAUACGUCCAGAGAACGUCUAUAAAAAUGAACUGCUUGGCAACCAGACCUGUAGUCUCAAUUAUAAACACACACAAAACGAGGCCUGAAAGAAGCGUACGCCACUUCCCGCGCACAAGUUGUGAUUCAUAAAAACAGACUUAAUGGGAGAAACGCUGAAAUUGGCGACGUAGAUGGUGAGGUGGAAGCCUGAUUGGAGAUAUUGUCAGAGGCUUUUGUCCGUAGGGGAGACCGGGGUAAGAUGAGCCACUUUUCAUAUUCAGGAUCACUACAUCAAGGCUAUUAUAGUUUUGUUGCUAACUAAUAUAUGUGCAUAUAUUUCAGGAUGUUGUGCAUCCCUACAAACAAACAGAAUGAGUGUAAACAUAACUGUUUUGAUAAUAUAGCAUGUCCAAAAAAAGUGGUCUCGUGGCACAACCUCCUACCCCCCUUCCUCCCACCUCACCUUCUCUCCUCCUCCUCUCUCCCUCCCUCCCUGGGUUAAGAUAUUCCAGUUAUACGUACAUGUAUGUACUGAAUUAAAUAAGACGCUUCUUCAAAUCCAUGUGUAUUUUUAUUUAUAAUACACAAUUCAACAGGUACAAAUCUUUUUUUUUAAAUUAUUAUUGCAUAUAACAACUUCAAAACAUUUUAACAUAGGCCUGAGAAUGCCUUAAAGUGUGCUUAGCAAGAGAACCUUAACAGCUGUGUUUUUGGAAAGAAAACACUGAACUAAAUCCGUAAACGUGAAUCGUGAAUUUGGUGUCCUUGCUGACAGGAGGGCCUCCUUCAUCCUCUCUAAACUCCUCCCUCCAUCUUACUCUCGUUCCAUGCACCCCCCUCCCUCCUUCCAUCCAUAUCCCACCUGCCCCUUUACUCAGUAUCCCACCUGUCCAGGUUGCAGGGGAAUACAAACUGCUGGGACUCUGAGGUUUGGGGAGUUUUGCGAUUACAUCACUUCUUGGGAAGAAUCCCUCAUCUUUCUCCUUGAAAGUAAAGGCUCAACUUACCCCAUAGCUACCAUAUUGACUUUAUUAGCCCCCACAGCUGAAAUGGUGCACUUUCAUGCUAGCUGUACUGCCUCAUUUUGUAGUUAAUAGAUACCACAAUUGAUGUAUAAAAUAAAUGAAAAAUUAUCUAUUUUGGUCUAAACACAAUCCCCAUGAAACUUAUGAUAGACUAAAUUCACUUUCAUGAGUGAAAAAUGCUUUUUUGGACAUAAAUCUCUAACCAUUUAACCCAUGUGGUUCUUACCUUCACAGACUCCAUAAAAUGAUGCCUUCCUCCUAAAUAUUUGGUCACAUGCUCAAUUUUAUUUACGGUUUCCUAGCAACAAGGGGUGGCUCAACUUACCCCAGUCUCCCCUACACACAUCUAUUGAGACAGGCCUUUGUUCGUCAAAAUGUGUAGCCACACCAGGCUGUUAAAUAGGAACAAGGCUUUUAAUUGAAGUUUUACAGUCACUCAUAUUUCUGUUGGCAAAAGUAUUUCUUCGAAAUAAUCUCCCAAAUCUUUGAAAAAUGUUCGUUACAUGGUGAGUUCAAAGUUCUUAAAAAUGUUUGAACAGUUAAAUAAGUAGUCUUUUUUUACAAUAUUUAUAAACUACCUCAGUUAUAUUACAAUUAUUUUUGUAUUCUUGGCUGCAACUUUUGAUUUGAUGUUUUGUAAUUGUAGUUGUUUUGAAAUUCAGAAGUGACACCCAAACACUAAUUGUAGAUGAUGUACCACAACACAUCAGCCUGAGCAGCUGUAAUGACCUGUGACUAAACACUAAUGAUCAGUGUUCAAAGAGACUCGGGAAGCAAACUGCUGUAUUCUGAUCUCAUGUUAUGUAGUCUAACAAUAAAUUGUCGUAUCUGUACUAACCACCAACAUGGAGUAUGAGGAGUAUUUUUACACUGUUGUUGCUGCUUUUGUUCACCUGUAAAAAAUGAUUCCACCACUGCCAAAUUUUGUUAAUCUUAAAUUGUGAAAGAGCUCAAAAGGACGUCAGCUAAAUGUAGACGAUACCUUAACAGCCCUGCAGACCAGAGCCAGAACUGAAAGUGUGUGUAUUUUAGGAGAAAUGGGAUUUAGGGGUAAUGAGCAUUUUUUAAUUCAAUACUGAAAUAGUAUACGGAAAUUAAACAUAGAAAAAUCAAAAAUAACAGAU